Messenger RNA from Manacus vitellinus (golden-collared manakin), 1767 nucleotides. RefSeq names its product RNA binding motif protein 45 (gene RBM45). Gene Ontology annotation, cellular component: ribonucleoprotein complex. Gene Ontology annotation, molecular function: RNA binding. Bases 217 to 1395 code for a protein of 392 amino acids. Lineage: Eukaryota; Metazoa; Chordata; Aves; Passeriformes; Pipridae. The record is from RefSeq and is a predicted model, not a curated record. The transcript has 9 exons.
CAGGGCGUCCGCCUCUCGGCCGAGUGCCUGGACGAGCCGCCCAACAGCCGCAUCUUCGUGGUGCUGGGCAAGGACACCGAGGAGACGCUGAUCCGGGAGCGCUUCUCCCCCUUCGGGGACAUCCAGAACAUCUGGCUCCUGCGGGACAGGCGCACCAAUGAGUCCCGCGGCAUCGCCUUCAUCAAGUUCGCCCGCAGCUCGCAGGCCUGCCGGGCCAUGGAGGAGAUGCACGGCCGCAGCCUGCUCCCCGACACCAAGCCCAUCAAGGUAUUUAUUGCACAGUCAAGAGCUUCUGGAAGCCACCGAGAUGUUGAAGAUGAGGAGCUUACACGAAUCUUUGUUAUGAUACCGAAAACCUAUACAGAGGAGGAUCUGCGAGAGAAGUUUAAGAUGUAUGGAGACAUUGAAUAUUGCAGCAUUAUUAAAAACAAGACCACUGGAGAAAGUAAAGGUUUGGGCUACGUGAGGUAUCUAAAACCAUCGCAAGCUGCCCGAGCAAUUGAAGAAUGUGAUCGAAGUUUCAGGGCCAUUUUGGCUGAACCUAAAAAUAAGGCAUCUGAGUCUUUUGAACAUGACUAUUACAGUAAUAACACAAGGCAAGAACCAAGAGGAAAUACGCUUCCAUUUUGUAUGCAGCCAGAAUUUUGUAGUUUUGAAAAAAAUGAGAGCAGAAUUCAAGAAUCCGUCUCCAAACGUCUGUCAGUGUUAUCACGGCUUCCCUUUAUCCAAGAGCAGCUGUUUGCCCUCUUUGAUUUAGUUCCAGGACUGGAAUAUUGUGACGUUCAGCGAGAUCCUUAUACCAACAGUGGCUAUGCUGUGAUUCAGUACAGCACUGCUGCAUCAGCUAUAUAUGCCAAGUACAAAUUACAUGGGUUUGAGUAUCCUCCUGGAAAUCGAUUAACUGUCACUUUCCUAGAAGAUGGGAGUGAUAGUUCAGACCUCAUCAGAAAAAUGGCAACACAGCUGGUAACAGCCCAGGUGUCGUCAGCGUUGCGCAAUAACAACACGAUUGUUCAGCAGUAUAGGACACCUCCUCAGGCGUUUGGAGGAACUUCUGGCCCUCAGUUACUUCAGCCCCAAACAGAUGCCAUUCUGCCACCACCCAAAAAAAAAGUUCCACCUGACACUUCUGUGAAGGAAAGGCUUUUCAUACUUUUUCAUCCCCAUCCUUUACCUGUUGUUGUUUUGGAGGAUGUGUUCUGUCGUUUUGGACAACUGAUACAAGUUUACCUUGUUGCUGGAAAAAAUGUGGGCUAUGCAAAAUUUGCAGACAGAGCAAGUGCCAGUGAGGCCAUAACUGCAUUACAUGGCAAGAUUGUGAAUGGUGUCAGGCUCAAGGUGAGGUUGGCAGACUCACCCUCGGAGGAGCCCAACAAGCGCCAGAGAACUUACUGAGCAGGUGAGUACCCAGGCUGAGCUGUUACUUACACUGAAGUGCAGCUACAUGAAAUAGUAAUUGGCUAAGUAUUUUUAAGGUUAGAUACAAGCAUGUAACGAUAAACUUUAAACCUGUUCUUAGCUAACAACUUGAAAUACAAUUUGUUGUAUAUCUGUUUGUGUGUAUAUACAUACACGUAUCUGUGUAUGCUUAUAUAUGCACGUAUGCACUUUAUUUUAGCAAAAACGAAUUUUUAUAAUUCUUGGGAAAAAUAUGAACCAGUUGAUAAAAAUCAAUCUGGAUGUUCAUAGAAAUAUUUGCUUUUGUACAUAAGAGAAUCAAUUAACAUUGAAAAGAAAAUGCAAGAAUAAACAAUGGAACUGACAUCA